Messenger RNA from Rhipicephalus microplus (southern cattle tick), 5288 nucleotides. RefSeq names its product SIDL trafficking protein particle complex subunit 10. NCBI's taxonomy places the organism in Eukaryota, Metazoa, Arthropoda, Arachnida, Ixodida, Ixodidae. Gene Ontology annotation, biological process: early endosome to Golgi transport; intra-Golgi vesicle-mediated transport. The record is from RefSeq and is a predicted model, not a curated record. Gene Ontology annotation, cellular component: TRAPPII protein complex.
GUCGCUAGCCAUUUUCAGAACGGCUGAUCGUGCAUCGAAAGUGGAAGCCUGUGGUGUAAUGUAACGCGUUACGACGCAUUUGCGUUAGUUAAAACAUUCGUUGUAACGCGUGCCGGCGGGACCCUCGAAAUCGGAUGCACGAGCAGCCGGACGAAAGCCGGCAAACAGUGGUGCAGGCCGUCGGCGACACGGUAUCGCAACUCGGUGGCGCGACGGCGUUCCGUCACCGCCUCCCUGGAGGUGUAGUGUCUGCUGGCCCGCGGCUAGUAGAAAGCGCUCUUCCAACGCUGUGACCCCCUGCCCUGGGAUGCAUGGCCGUGCCCAAAAUGAACUGCAAACCGAUCGUCACGUAUGCAGGUGACAAGCAAGUGUUCAAAGCUAUUGAGCCUCUGCUUUUGGAAGGGUUGCCGCAGGAGCCUGUAGAGUGGACACGGUCCUAUGGGCGGGGCCCGAAGACGGUGUGGGUGGAGUGUCGCUUUGUCGAGUACGAUGCGGCCCAACUGUCUCGAGAGAAGGACUGCCGUCUGCUCGAUCAGGCACACCUGCACGUUUACUGCACCGAUUGCAAUGACCUGGAGGCAUAUCGGUCUCGGGUGCGAGAUGAAAUUAUCGAGUGGAUGUCGCAGCUCAAAGAAGCUGGCAUCUACGACUGGAUGCUGGUCGCCGUGGAGCCGACUGAUGCGCGGCGUGCCAACAAGGCCAAGCUCCUCUCACGUGCCACUGUGUAUGACCGCAUGCGCGCCGACUUCCCCAGCAAGACUUUUGACCGGUGUGUACAGGUGUCAACAGACUCGAGCGGUUCGGUCGGUGUGGCAGCGCUUCUGGGGCGUCUGCGGCAGCUACUGUUGCACGCCACGGGGCGCCAUCUGGGUCGUUACGAGGAGCUCAUACGGAUGCAGCGGGAGCGGAGAACCGCGUCCCAAUGGUCUUUCCUGCACUUCUUUUUCCUGCAGGAGGAGCUAGCGUUUGUGCUCGAGGCACUGGGGCUGUACGACGAGGCCCUGGUGCAGUAUGACGAGCUUGACGCCCUGUUUACGCAGGUGGUCAUCAAUUCGGCCAGUGGAGAGAUGCCCGAGUGGCUGUGCCAGUUAGCGCAGCUGGGCUGCGAGGCCUGGGGAGGGCUGCGGCUUGGCGUAGACCCCGCCCACAGUGCCGAGCGACAGCUCCUGCUGCGCAGCAAGGGUUCCCUGCUGCAGCUGCGCAACUACCUCUUCUCCCGACAAUGUGCCCUGCUUCGACUGCAGAAUCGAACAUCCGAGAUGGCAUCCCGUACCCUCUCGUUCCUACACAACACCGUCCACGAGCUAGGAAUACUGGAGUUGACUACACCGCCAGGCGCAGUGGCUUGCUGGGUGUUCACCAGCUGCCUAGAGGUGCUGUCUGCAUGCGAGGGUGAUGGCCCAGCAGAACAAGUGGCACCUGCUGCCAAUGCCACACCGUCACCAUUGCGACAGGGAGAGAAGCAGCAACAACCAGUGCAGGCGCAGCAACAGCAACAGCCACAGCAGCCGUCUACCAUGGUGAACGGUGCAGCAUACUCCUUGCACACUGUGGGGCUGUGGUCCUAUGCCAGAGAAAAGUUGAAGUAUUUGGGUGACCUGUGUGGCCUGAUGCCUGGCAGGGAGUCUACUUCUGAGCACCUGCUCACGGUGAUAGCGCUGCUUUCAGGCAUGCAGUCACCAGCUGCUGAGCUGGACAGCCAGUCGCCGCACAGUCAGCUCAGGGAGGCACUCUCUUCCAAGGAAUCCUUUCUCAAACACUACCUGGAUUUGUCAGAGCACACCAUGAUCAUGUUCAAACACACAGGACGGCUACGGUCGGCGAGGCUAGUCGGCAGAGAUUUGGCAGAGCUGUACAUCCAGCUGGGUGAGCCGCAGAAGGCAGUUCCCUUCUUGGUGGAGCUCGUGAGAAGCCAGGCGGACGAAGGGUGGCACCGGUUGGCAGCCAUUGGGCAACACCGCUUGCUCGACUGCUACGCUCAGACGGGCGAGUGGGGACGCUAUCUACGCGCUGCGCUGGCCCUGGCUACCUGCCCUGCCCUGCCCCUGGCCGAACGACUCCAGCUGUUCGAGGAGGUCCAGCCUUGCAUGCGGAACCUGAGUGAGAUGGGAGAUGGGCCUGUGGCUCUGCCCAUGGAAGGCCUGGUGUCGCUUGAGGCGGACGAGGCUAGUGGUUCCCUCCCGCUGCCACCACCAGCAUCAACAGUUCCACGGUGGGCCGAGGGCAGCGAGGUGGAGCUGUCGUUGACUCUAACGAGCCAGCUACCAGCCACCCUCAAGGGCUGCACCCUGACUCUACACCUGCACCGGCUAGAGUCACCACCGUCUGUACCCAACACACCCACCAAACAGCGUGGCCGGUGGAGUUGGCUAGCAUCGAGUGGUCGCCCUGGCGGGUGGAGUCCUCGCAUGGCUGUGCUGACACCACGCUUGACAUCGAGUCCCUCCGUGGGACGAGGAACCUCCGGUCACCAUGCUGCAGGAUCGGUGGGGCUGGUGUGCUCCAACCUGCCUGUUGUACCGCCUCAGGCACCGUGCCUCACGAACACUGGCGGUAGUGGCGACACCAUCGAGUUCCAGCUCCAAGGUGUUGACCUGGUGCCAGGAACCAAUCGGUUCACCUUCCACCACAAGGUGUCCCAAGUGGGGUACUACGUGGGCCGGCAGCUAGACCUGCGCUGGGAACAGCUCAGCCUGGCACAGCUCACCCUGGGCGGGAGCUUCACGAGCAGGGCGGGGAAGCUCUCGAUGGCCCGGCCGCCCGCCUUCACCGUUUACUAUGACAGCCCUAAGGUGGCACUGCACUUCCCACAGGGUGAGCUUCUGGCUGGCGUGCGGCAGAGGCUAGAGGUGGUGCUGACUUGCGGCAGUAUUCCCCUCACUGCCGAGCACCAGCUUCACCUGAAGGUAUCCAAAGGACUGCUCAUCAGGCCUAGCCAUAGACAGAUGGACUCCAAAACUGAAGACGCAAGCUCCGACUGUCCGCUGCCUCCAUCGUCUUCCUUGUCUCCACCCUUCUGCGACGACUGCCGCGUGCCAGUCGGAGAGCCCGGUCUGAGCGCGUCGUCUGCAGAAGGGCGCACCUUCUCGCUGGUGCUCCAGGCGCCGCUGGCACCCUCGACCUUACCUGCCACACACCACGUGGCUCUAGCGGUGGAAGACCCAGGCGGCGUGACUGUUCCAGGUUCCUCUCAAACAGUGGCGCUCCACUUCCUGGCACCCUUUGCAUGCACCCACCGGUUGCAGACCUGCGAGCAGCGGAAGUAUCUCCAAGUGAACCUUCAGGGCCUGACAUCGCAACCUUUCACAGUGGGAAAUGCCACCCUGCUGGCACUAGACAACGAGCCUGUGUACCUCAAACCCCUCCACUCAAGUUCACAACUGCUGAGGAUCAGUCCCGAGCAGUCGGCGUGCUUCCUCUGGGAGCUGCUCAAUGCUGAGGGCCAGCCGCUGCGCCUCUCCUUCUCUGUGCUCUACGUUCACGGCACGGGCGAGGAUCGUGUUGAAAACAGCUUCAGCCACACCUUCCGCAUCGAGGAUUACCAGACGCUAUACACAGUGCGUGUGCGAGUGGAGCCGCAGUCUGGAGCUGAGUUCUGCCGGGCAGACUGCGCAUGUAGCCUGCACGUGCACAUCAGUCAGCUACAGGCAACAGCGCCAUCUGCACUCAUGUACGAGCUCGUUCCAGACGCAACAACCUGGGCCGUGCUUGGACGCACUGCUGGGGUGCUGCAGCUGAGUCCUGAGCAGCGUGAGCAGACUGUCACGUUAGAAGUGAAGCCACUGCAGGUCGGGUUCCUGCCCGUACCCACAGUGAGGCUGUCACGGUACAUCCCAUCCUCCUCGUCUGGCGGUACACCUUCCAAGAGUCUCGGAUCUGAAGGCAGCAGUGCGCAGGGUACUGCCAAGCUGGAGCCAUUCCUGCCAGGCCAGGUGUACAAUUGGAGCCGAGCCACGCAGGUGCAUGUAUUGGCGCCUUCGACUACCAAUAGCGAGCCGCCUGGCUGAAGAGACGCAGCACCGUGUGUUCCUUAGAAAAGGCCUCGCGAGGGGUGGACAGCAGUGUUCAUCGUCAACCUCAGCACUGGCCUUGCCUGUAUUAUUUGCUGGACCCUUCCUUCCUCCUAGGCCACUGUACAAAGAGAGAGAAAGAGAGAAGGAAGAAAAAGGACUGGCUGCUGUCCUGAUAGGGGAUUGACAGGGACGUUUCCUCCGCCCAUCCUCGUCGUUGUGCCUCUUUCUCUUCCAGGAUUGCCCCGUUAUAAUUUUUUCAUUUUCCAGGACCAGUCUUAGCUCCUAUUGUCCACCCUGUGCUGCACCAUCCUGCAAUGACAGGUGUACGUUGCGCGAUACGAAGGGAAGCUAGAAAAACAUUGCAGAGUUUCGCACGCGCUCCUUGUAAAUGCUGUGCCUGUUUUUGCAGAAAACUUCCGUUAAAAAAUUCCCUGUUCCCCUCCACCCACCCCAGUAGUAGACCUGUUUUCCGACAAAAUUAGAAAACGUUUUCCUUGUUUCCUUGCUGUAACAUAUGAGUGACAUUCCCAAUGCUGUCUUUUGUGUAUUGUGAGUUGUUUCCAACUGUUUUUUCCUUGGGCUUACUUUGUAUGUAUGAAUCGGGGGUGCGCCAGCCUUCCUUUCUUCCUCCCAGCUCAGUCAGGCCCUGCUUUAGAUUGCUGUACAAAGUUGGAGACAAAGUCAGUACUCCCCCUCUUUUUUUUUCUUAGGAAACGUGUUACGCCGUUGUGAUGACAGCGGCAUGAAACUCCUAGCCUCCUGUAUUAAGGCCUCCUUUCGUCUCCGUCCGAAGAGGCCUCGAGGGUUGUAAAUGUUUGCCAAGCAACACGGCUCGGUGCCGGUGCUUCGUGUUUUGUUUUGUGCCUGUCAGGGUUGUUGCGCAGUGCUGCUCAGAGGCGUGUGUGUUGCUUUAGAAAACAAAAGAAUAAUAAAUAGGCAACAUUGUAAUUAAUUACCGCCACGCUUUAUUUAUUUUGUUCACACCAAUGGAUGCCCAGCCUGCCCUGCUUCUCCAAUCUUAAACAUCAAAAUAGUGGGCAACCAUACAGUGCCAGCCAGCAAACCAAGUGCUGCAUUGUUUCGAAAAACAGAAGCAGCAAGGGCUGCAGUUUGAAAGUACGCGUUUUUAUGUGUUGUGAUCCUAUGAUGCAAACUACACUGGGUUUUGCUGUCCAUCAUAUUAAGACAUAAGCAAAAUUUUAGCAGCAUGUGUGCACAUUUGCUCAAGGGCAUGACACCAACUGUAAAUAAAGAAGCAUGCAUUGUAGUAAUCAA